Chanos chanos (milkfish) is the source of this 3891-nucleotide messenger RNA. It is a transcript of the gene clspn, whose product is annotated as claspin. Gene Ontology annotation, molecular function: anaphase-promoting complex binding. The record is from RefSeq and is a predicted model, not a curated record. Gene Ontology annotation, biological process: mitotic G2 DNA damage checkpoint signaling; activation of protein kinase activity; mitotic DNA replication checkpoint signaling. Bases 1 to 3891 code for a protein of 1296 amino acids. The transcript has 25 exons. NCBI's taxonomy places the organism in Eukaryota, Metazoa, Chordata, Actinopteri, Gonorynchiformes, Chanidae.
AUGAGCCUUCUGUCCCAACGGCCCGGGGAACAGCCAGCGGAGGCCGAGGUAGCAGGGAGUGACUCAGACAGCGGGAUGGGCUCACCCAUGGAUGAGGCUGCUGUUGCUGAGUCAACCGGUAUAAAUGAAAGACAAGACUCAGACGACGACAUUGUUGUGAACCGGAAGGCGCGGUGUCGAAAAGUCCUGCAGGACAGCGACAGUGAGGGGGAACCGGAGCAGCCCGGACUGACGGAGGCUCUCGUCCUAUCAGAGUCGAGCAGUGAGGAGGUGGACAAGACCAGAGAGAAGGAGAGCAAAAAGGAUGCAGCCAGGGGUAAAAGAAUGUCCCGUAUAGCCAUGGACAGCGAGGAAAGUGAACCCGAGGAGAAGCAAAGGGAGGAGAGAAAAAGGAGGGAGAAAUCCCAGCGACGCAGGGAAAAAGAGAACCACAGGAAACGCCUGAAGGAAAAAUCAGCGUUUUCAGAGGGUCGUUAUUGCUCUGUGCCCAUGGUUCUCAAUGACAGUGGCUGUCUGCUAGGGGACAGUGAUCUGUUUGAUGCCCAGCUGGAGGAUGACACUGCAGGCCCCGAGGAGCCUGUUGAGGAGGAGUCUCUGGAUGCCAUCAGAGCAUCUCUAAAACAGAAAGUCAAAAAUCAUAAGUCACAUCUUUAUGAACAGGAAGAAGGUGAUGAGCAGGAGGACAGACCGCAGCGCACGGAGCGGAAAGCGGCUCGAGCCAGCAGAGAGGCCUUGAAAAAUCUCCACAGCGAGAGCCAGAGACUUGUACGAGAGUGUACAAUGGGACUGCCGUACCACAUGCCAGAGCCUAAGACCAUUGACCAGUUCUUCAAGAGGAGAGCCCGGCCAGAGGGUCCUGCCAUGGCAUUACUGAAGUCGACAAAAUACCAGGCCUGUAUAUUAGAAGCAACUGCAGCACCUUCAGCCAAUCAGAUCCAAGCCAAAGCAGCCCAGCAGCUACCCGAGCACAGUUCCAACACACCAACCAAUUCAGCACAUGGGACAGCACCAGAAUCUUCUGCCCAGGCCCACAGUUUGUCCAAUUCACCAAGCGCACCAUCGGAACACCAAGAGAACCCCAAGAAUGAUGGGGAACCACAAACAUCGUUAGACUCAGUGGAAAAGCAACCUGAAACUGAAGCCAGCGCCACGGUCCAGGAUACUGUUGCCAUGGAUGUGGAAUGUGCUGGCCCUGCUGUGAAGGAAUCUGAGGAAGCUGGACUUUCAAACCAGAUCCAAGAGGGGCUUGAGGAAGCAGGUCAGCAGUCUGAGGCUGCAGCAGGUGUUUCCUCACAGGCUGGGCCAGCUCCAGCAGGGCCUGAUUCUCUGCCUGUGCCUGGUCCAGUGGAACCCAAGCAGAAAAAGGAUAAACUGGCCAGGCUCCGGGAGCUUGGUCUGCACCCACCUCCUGUCCCAAAGCUGUGUGCUGAUGACGGAGCGUUUGUCCAGCUGGAGCCUGCACGGGCAAAUCCUGCUCUGGAGGCACUGAAGGAACGUUUCCUACGCCACGUCCAACCCGUUGCACGGGUCAAAGGAGAACGCACCCUGCAGCUCAGUGUAGUGCGCAAAGACACUGCCCCCUCUGGCCAGGAGGAGCUCCGCGCUGAAUCUGUUACUGUCACGGUCACUGAGGGAGAGGAGGAACCUACACACACUAAACCAGGUGAGAAGUUGACUCUGCUGAAGUCUCGCUUGCAGCAGGCCAUGGCCGUCCGGAGACAGGAAGAGAGAGAGCGGAGAGCAGCGCUGUACCGCCUUGACAACGAGGACUGCGACGAAGAGGAGGAGGAAGAGGAAGAGAUGACUGAGUCAGAGGGCGAAGAGGGUGUUGAUGAACUGCUAGGGGAUGGUGAAGAUGGUGAUGGUGGAGAGGAUGAUGCUGGUGAAGAAGACGAAGCGGGAAGCAGUGUUACCCUACAAACAAGAAGCCCAGCACAAAAGGGUCCUUCUUCUCUCCCGGAUAGUGACGGCACCCUAAUGCUGUUUGCAGGCAGUUCGUGCUCCCGCACUGGAGAUGGCAUGAGGAAGUCUGGGCCAACAUGUCCAGAGAGCGAUGCAAAAAUGGAGGAAGAGGAUGCGCUCUCUUUGACCAAGGACAACAGUCACAACAGCAGCUUUGAGCUGAUUGGCUCCAUGAUUCCAUCCUAUCAGCCAGUCAACAAAGCUGCUGGCAGAGGCGUGUCCUCGAGCGUUUUCCGCUCUCCAUCACCGUGCUUCUUCAGGCCCAGCUUCCUGGGCUCUGCGUCCAAGAGCUCUGGUAAGCUGUCGGAGCCCUCUCUCUCCCUGCCUGUGGAGGACUCUCAGGACCUGUAUGCUCCUCCAUCCCCGAGUGAGGCUGGGCCUCUCGGGGGAGGUGACUCCCAGGGCCACUUCUCCCUGGAGGAGGACACUCACUCACAGCUGCUGGACGCCGACGGCUUCCUGAACGUGGGGCCGCGUGGCGGGCCCGGGCGUUCACACAAACGCCAGCUCCUAUUGGACAGCCUGGACGAGAACGCCAUGGACGGCAACAUGGACGAAUUACUGGGCCUUUGUUCAGGGGGCUUCGCCACGCCCGCCGCCCAGCCUGAAACCGCCCAGCAGAGGGCAGAGGAUGAGCUGUUAGGCCUCUGCUCCGGAGGUUUUGCCACACAGCCAGAUCUGUCGGCGGACAGGCCCGAGGAAAAGAGCAAGGACCAGAGGCAGGAGGCGGAGAGUCAGGGCAGUUCAGACACACAGAUGGACGAACUCCUGGCUCUCUGCUCAGGCAAAUUCACCAGCCCAGGUGGAUCUCCCCUGCGUUCUGUCUCCUCCCCUGCUCACCAUACAGCCAAUCAGGCCUCAGACAAGAAAGAGGAGGAAGAGGAGCUGGAGGAAGGAGACUGUGAGUUUCGACUCCUCUCUGAUGUGGAAAGCUUGAGUGAGCAGGAGGACAAUGAGGAGCAGGAUGCUGAGGAAGGAGAUGAGAAUGACGUGGAGGAGGAGGAGAGGGAGGCUGUGUUUGGGCUUGGUGGAGGGAAGAGGAAACUACGUUUGGAUGAGUUUGUGGACUCGGAGGCUGAGCUGUCCGGCAGUGACAUCGGUAGCGAGGAUGAGGAUGAAGAGGGAGGUGAUGAAUACGAGGAAGAGGAGUUGCAGGAGGAAUUGCCCUCAGAUGAGGAGCUCCAGGAUCAAGUCAACAAAAUCCACAUGAAACAGGUCCUCGACGAUGACAAGCGACGUCUGCGCCUCUACCAAGAGCGUUACCUCGCCGACGGGGACCUGCACUCGGACGGACCUGGUCGGGCUCGGCGCUUCCGCUGGAAAAACAUCGAUGAUGGCUUUGAUUUUGGCGGAGUCGGGGCAGACGGUGAUGAAGAGGAGGAGGAUGAAGAGCUGGACCAGGCAGAGCUGCAGAGACGUAGAGAGAGACUUGAGAAGGAGCAGUGGCUUCGAGAGCAGUCUGAAGCCAAGGGUCAGAAAGGGGAAGAUGUGGAGGAUGAGGAAGGGAUCGGAGAGGAAGACAGCCAGUUCAUGAAACUGGCAAAGAAGUUCACUGCCAAGACACUGCAGAAAAAAGAGGUCCCUGUUGUGCCCCUGCAGGAAAAGAAGGUUCCUAAUGCCAACCCCUUCCAAAGACCCAUCCAACCUGCAGUGAAGAGGGGCUCGUUGCUCAGUCAGCCCCGUGCGGUGCUCCAAAAGCUGGCUUCCAUCUCAGACGGUAACCCUUUAGCCCCACGCAACACCCGAGGCUUCCUCUUCCAGACUCUUUCACCAGAGAAAGAGUCCAGUGCUGCAGAAGCCCCAAAGAAACAGAUGAAGAAGAGGGGACAAAUCAACUCUGUGAAUCCUGCAGCCAAACGACCUUGUCUGGAAAAUUCAUUGCCACGUACAGGGCCCCUGAGAAGUGUUUUCAGUUACCUGGAGAACUGA